AUGGACUCACCACCGCUCGCUUCACUGUCGCUCACGCACGUACGAUACAACCCGGCAGACCCGCUGUCAUGGAUCUCGGCGCACCUUGCCCUCGCACCUCAGGCCCUGGUCAUUUCCUACGUCUCACUCAUCUACGCGACGAGAGAAGUGGAAAUAUUGCUCAUGUUUGCCGGCCAGAUGGGCUGUGAGGCGUUGAAUUGGCUGUUGAAGAGAUAUAUCAAGGAGGAGAGACCGACGCGUGGGUGACCGGCCAUUACUCGCCUGAGAAAGCCAUCGUGAGGUGCUAAUGAAAGCGCGUAGAGAUGCUUGGCAAAGGCUACGGAAUGCCCUCUUCACACGCUCAAUACGUCGGCUUCUUCUCUGUCUACUUGACCCUCUUCCUCCUCUUUCGUCAUGACCCGCACAACCACCCGAACGCCUCCAAAUCGCACGUGCCUACGCCUCUCUGGCAGCGUCUGGGCCUGGCCCUCCUGUCGAUAGCCUGUGCGGCCGCAGUCGCUCAGAGUAGGAUCUAUUUGAAUUAUCACACGCCACGACAAGUCUAUAUAGGUGUCACGGCUGGCGUAGUCUGCGCAAUUGGAUGGUUCAUCGUCACGAGCUUCGCGAGGAGAUACGAAGUGGUGGACACGCUGCUGGAGACGCCGCCGUUGAAAUGGCUGAGGUUUCGGGACCUGGUGGUCAAUGAGACUUUAGAGGACGCUGGAUGGGUAAGGUGGGAGAUGGCAAAGCAGAGGCGAACCAAUCUAAUAAACCAAAAACGCAAAUAA
Messenger RNA from Lecanosticta acicola, 767 nucleotides. Lineage: Eukaryota; Fungi; Ascomycota; Dothideomycetes; Mycosphaerellales; Mycosphaerellaceae. The record is from the annotation of a GenBank genome assembly.